Andrographis paniculata is the source of this 2434-nucleotide messenger RNA. Its product is annotated as probable alkaline/neutral invertase D. Gene Ontology annotation, biological process: sucrose catabolic process. The transcript is spliced from 6 exons. Gene Ontology annotation, molecular function: sucrose alpha-glucosidase activity; endo-alpha-N-acetylgalactosaminidase activity. Bases 508 to 2217 code for a protein of 569 amino acids. The record is from RefSeq and is a predicted model, not a curated record. NCBI's taxonomy places the organism in Eukaryota, Viridiplantae, Streptophyta, Magnoliopsida, Lamiales, Acanthaceae.
CCUUGGGUCUGGGUUUGGGUCAUUGAUGGUGGGAGAUUAAAAGGAACAUGGUUUGGUUGGUGGGCGAGGAAAGACCACUUUGGAACAAACAAGACAAAGAAGAGGACGACUGACUUUUUUAUUUGGAUAUUUUUUCGGCCGCUUUCUUUAUUUAUUUAUGUAUUUAUUUAUUUCAUCUUUUCUCUCUCACGCAUCGUUUCCUCUUUUUGACUGUCCCUCCGUCCAGUUGGUUGGGUCCUUCCCUUCCUUGCUCUCUCUCUAUAAAUUUGUGCUCCGCCAACAUGAUUCUCUUUCCUUCUUUCUCCAAUUUUCCGGCGCAGGCGCUUCUCUGUUGUUUUUCCGUCCGGCAAUCUUUCGCCGGAAUAUUAAUUCCUUAUCUUCUCCCUGCGGGUAUAUAUCUUCAAGCUUGCAAACAUUCUCUAAUUUUUCAGCCUUCUAUCGGGGGAUGGUGGUGGGGUCUAAAGAAGCGAUCUUUCACCUCCUGAUUGAACACAGGAGCAGAGUAUUAUGGACGGUGUUAAGGUUAUGUCUGAUUGUGUGAAAGGAGGAAUGGACGGUACAAAAGAGACAGGACUUAAAAAUGUGAGUUCCCACUGCUCUAUUUCUGAAAUGGACGACUUUGAUCUCACAAAGCUACUUGAGAAGCCCAGAAUCAACAUAGAGAGGCAGAGAUCAUUUGAUGAGAGAUCUCUUAGUGAAUUGUCAGUUGGCUUGUCUAGAGUUUUGGAUAAUAAUGAGUUCACGUAUUCUCCUGGGAGGUCUGCUUUGAACACCCCUGUGUCUUCUGCUCGGAAUUCUUUUGAGCCACAUCCAAUUGUUGCCGAUGCUUGGGAAGCCCUCCGACAGUCCCUUGUGUACUUUCGGGGCCAACCAGUCGGGACAAUUGCUGCUAUUGAUCACUCAUCAGAGGAGGUCUUAAAUUAUGAUCAGGUUUUUGUUCGUGAUUUUGUGCCAAGUGCACUGGCUUUCUUAAUGAAUGGUGAGCCAGAAAUAGUUAAAAACUUCUUACUGAAGACACUUCAUCUUCAAGGAUGGGAAAAAAGAAUUGAUAGAUUCAAACUCGGGGAGGGUGUUAUGCCAGCUAGUUUCAAAGUUCUUCAUGAUCCAGUUCGCAAGACAGAUACCAUAGUGGCAGAUUUUGGUGAGACUGCAAUUGGAAGGGUAGCUCCGGUUGAUUCUGGCUUCUGGUGGAUAAUUCUGCUCCGAGCAUACACAAAGUCUACUGGAGACUUGUCUCUGGCAGAAACACCAGACUGCCAAAAGGGAAUGAGACUUAUACUGGCCUUGUGUCUGUCGGAGGGUUUUGACACAUUUCCGACAUUGCUCUGUGCUGAUGGUUGUUCAAUGAUUGAUCGAAGAAUGGGAAUAUAUGGGUACCCAAUCGAGAUUCAAGCACUCUUCUUUAUGGCAUUGAGAUGUGCACUGGCAAUGUUAAAGCAUGAUGCAGAAGGCAAAGAAUUCAUCGAGAGGAUUGUGAAGCGUUUGCAUGCCUUGAGUUAUCACAUGAGAAGCUACUUUUGGCUUGAUUUUCAACAAUUGAACGACAUAUAUCGCUACAAAACUGAAGAAUACUCUCAUACGGCUGUUAAUAAGUUUAAUGUUAUUCCUGACUCAAUCCCUGAGUGGGUGUUUGAUUUCAUGCCCAUGCGCGGUGGCUAUUUUAUUGGAAAUGUUAGUCCGGCAAGGAUGGACUUUAGAUGGUUUGCCUUGGGUAACUGUGUUGCAAUAUUGUGUUCUCUUGCCACUCCAGAGCAAGCUUCUGCUAUUAUGGACCUUAUUGAAGAAAGGUGGGAGGAGCUGGUCGGGGAAAUGCCUCUGAAGAUAGCUUAUCCUGCUAUUGAAAGUCACGAGUGGCGAAUCGUGACAGGCUGUGAUCCGAAGAAUACGAGAUGGAGUUAUCACAAUGGAGGAUCUUGGCCAGUCCUUCUAUGGUUGCUUACAGCUGCGUGCAUCAAGACGGGGCGCCCGCAAAUUGCAAGACGGGCCAUCGAUCUUGCAGAGAGCCGAUUGCUGAAGGAUGGGUGGCCUGAAUAUUACGACGGGAAGCUGGGAAGAUACAUAGGGAAGCAAGCUAGAAAAUACCAGACUUGGUCCAUCGCGGGGUAUCUGGUGGCGAAGAUGAUGUUGGAGGAUCCCUCGCAUUUGGGGAUGAUCUCUCUGGAGGAGGACAAGCAGAUGAAGCCCGUUAUGAAGCGGUCGUCGUCGUGGACUUGCUGAAUGACAUGAAAUGUAAUUCGAGCAAAAUGUGAAAACUCCAAAUUGUUUUGCUUGCAAAAACCCUCGAGACAGUACCAGCUCUGUAGUUUGAUCAUUCCUUUCUAUUUCUUGUAUGUAUAUUAAUGCCUGCCUGUCUGUCUGGUAAUGGUAAAGACUCUAAUCUUUCCCUUUGCAAUAAUAAAUACUAAAAAAAAAAAAAAAAGGCAAUUUUUAUUUU